AAUAUUUAGCGGCUACUCAAUUGGCUAAUGUCUGAAUUUUGUUUACUUUUACGCUCAUGCUUAAUGUUUAUGGUUUUUCAAUAAACUUACUUCUAAAGUUUUAAUCUCAACAUCCAGUUUUUAAACAAGACGUGCUAGACUGAACAUAGAUUUUUUUUUGUUUUAAAAUCUAUCAUCCAAUAACAUACAUCAUCAUGGCUACUAUGCCAGUUAAUCCAAAACCAUACCUUAAUGGUCUUAUGGGUAAAACCAUAAUCGUUAAACUUAAGUGGGGUCAUGAAUAUAAAGGAUUUUUGGUAUCUACUGACAAUUAUAUGAACAUACAAUUAGCUAGUGCUACAGAAUUUGUAGAAGGUAGUGAACCUGCAUUAUUAGGUGAAAUUAUGAUUAGGUGUAAUAAUGUCCUUUACAUUAGAUCAGUUGAUGAUGAAAAUGAAGAACCUGAUGCAGAAAUGAAAGAAUGAUUUAAUAUAAACACAUCCACAUUCAUAAAAUAAAAAUAAUUUUUUUGUAUAAACUGCCAUUUGCAUACAUUUUAAAUGAAAUAAAUACUUUUUGUUUAAA
Molecule: messenger RNA, 564 nt
Organism: Aphis gossypii (cotton aphid)
Lineage: Eukaryota; Metazoa; Arthropoda; Insecta; Hemiptera; Aphididae
Gene: SmF
Product: small nuclear ribonucleoprotein F
Exons: 3
Coding region: 195-464 (89 amino acids)
Biological process (GO): spliceosomal snRNP assembly; mRNA splicing, via spliceosome
Cellular component (GO): U1 snRNP; catalytic step 2 spliceosome
Molecular function (GO): RNA binding
Source: RefSeq, a predicted model, not a curated record